This is a messenger RNA of Phaeodactylum tricornutum CCAP 1055/1, 3333 nucleotides long. It is a transcript of the gene SMP1, whose product is annotated as metalloprotease. The record is from RefSeq and is a predicted model, not a curated record. The transcript has 4 exons. The coding region runs from base 83 to 3169 and encodes 1028 amino acids. Gene Ontology annotation, biological process: proteolysis. Gene Ontology annotation, molecular function: peptidase activity. NCBI's taxonomy places the organism in Eukaryota, Bacillariophyta, Bacillariophyceae, Surirellales, Neidiaceae.
ACCCGUCUCACAAUCUCUUUGUCCCGACAAACCUCAACACAAGAACGAAGCCUAAAAUAUCUCACAGUCACCUGCCUUUCUCAUGAAGUUUCCUUCGCAACUCGGAGCCACGGUCGCUUUCGUCGUCGUUGCCGCAACGACAACUAAAACGGUGUCGGGCAAUCUAGCCUCGCCGUUCCCUUUCGAAGAAACCAACGCUGAUGGAACCCCCACAGGUGAGAUGUACAUCCACGGAGGACCUGGCGAAAGCUGGUUCGAAGACAAGCAGGGAUUCACUAUUUGUCCAGUGGAUGAGCAGCCAACUAGACGUAGUCGACGUUUUCUUGGUGUCUUGGACUGGUUCACUGGUGGGACAAGCGAGGAAGAUUUAGCCUCUUCUGAUCCAGAAAGGACCUUCUACUACUGCGACCAGGACGAGAACGGCAACGCGGUACCCAGAACGGAUCUGAAAGUGGGUGAGAGCGAUCCCCAAGCCUCUGGCCUCCCCGCACAUAUUGAAAUAACGAGCGAUCAGCUCGAAGCGCAAUGUGGGCCUUACUGUCAGUUGGACGAAAACGGUCGCCGCUUGGGUGAAGAAGAGAUCGAUGGCAGCCAUCGCAAGCUCCAGGGAACUUUGAAGAACCUCGUGGUCCUUAUGCGGUUCAGCGAUCACGCUACUCGGGAUCUUCCGUCGGUGGGUGAAGUGGACGACCUGAUGAGUGCCGAUAGUCCCACCACGUCCUGUCCUACUGGUAGUGUAAAGCAGGUGUUCUUGGAGAACAGCAAUGGUCGAUUGAUUCUCGAUUCCACCGUCUACCAAUGGGUGACCCUCGACCCCUUAUACACGGAGAUAUACUGUGCCAAUGGACGGUCCGGUCUUGACGCACGCGUCCACGAAUGCAUUGCGAACGCACUGGACCAGGUUGAAGCUGGUGGAUUGGACUUCCGUGACUUCGAUCAGGACAGCGACGGCAGAAUCGAUGCCAUUACCUUUCUGCACUCGGGCUAUGGGGCAGAAUGGAAUGGAGCUCCUAAUCGCAUCUGGUCGCACAAGUGGGUGCUAUACUCCAUCAACGACGGUGGCGGGAGUGGCUGGACGUCUAACACGGGUGUGAGCGUGUACACCUACCACAUCAGCCCGUCUCUGUGGGGCACUAGUGGCAAUGCAAUUGGUCGCAUCGGAGUCAUUGCUCAUGAAACCGGCCAUUUUCUGGGACUACCUGAUCUCUACGACACCGAUGGAGGCGGACAAGGGCUAAACUCCUGGAGUCUGAUGGCCAACAGUUGGGGAUUUGACGGGUCGCAGCUGUACCCGCCUCUCAUGGAUCCUUGGUGUAAAAUCCAGCUAGGUUGGGUCACUCCCACAGUCUUGACGGAAACCUCUCGAAGUAUCGAGAUUAAACCUUCUUAUACCGAGGACGACUACUAUGUCAUCCAAAAGGGUUUCCCACAGGGAGAGUAUCUCGUGAUUGAGAAUCGUCGCAGGGUGGGAUACGACAGCCAGAUUCCCAGGGAGGGACUUAUGAUCUACCACAUUGACGACAGUGCUAGUUUCAAUCGAGAGGGCUUCCCAGGCCAAUUUAAUUGGCCUCAAAACGGAAACCACUACAGAGUAGCGCUCUUGCAAGCUGACGGGGCCUACAAUUUGGAACGAGGACGCGGUGGAGAUAGUGGUGAUGUGUUCCACGGCGGGAGCGGCGGCGUUUCGUCCCUUGGCCCUGGUCCGAAUGUCUAUCCAAACACUGAUAGUUACAAAUUUGGUAACAUUGUUCAAACUCGAGUCACCAUUGAGAAUAUAAGUCCGGCCGGCGAGAUGAUGACUUUUGAUUUCCUGGACGGCGACGAUGUGGUAGAGGGCGCUCCGACCCAAGCACCCACAACAGAAGGCCCGCACGAAAUUAGUGUUAGAGUGACGCACGAUAGAUAUCCCGAAGAAACGUCCUGGAACCUAGUAAACGUGGCUGGAGGAGGCGUACUUGCUCGUCAGAAUGCAGGCGAAGUCACAACCGACAAUACGGUUGUUGUAGAGACAAUUCGAGUUUACCCCGGCACCUUUCGGUUCGACAUAUCGGAUGUGUACAACGAUGGCAUUUGCUGCACCUAUGGAAUAGGGUCUUUCGAGAUCAAGGUUGAUGGUAUGGUUGUUUAUGCUUCUGACGGGUCGUUUGGUCAGUCUGAUAGUACCACGUUCGAAGUCGGUGGCGUCAUCAUCGAUACGUCCGCACCAACGGGACAAUCCAGUCCUGCGCCCACGCCGAUUCCGACUGUACAACCCACAGGGCCGCCCACUGUUUUUCCUACAGUUUCGCCUAGCACGAGUCCCACCUUCCCUGCUCCAACAGCUCCACCGACUGUGACGCCAACGGAUAAGCCUACCACUCUUGCUCCGACAAACGCUCCAACCAGUCAGCCUUCAAGUGUUUUCACGGAUGCUCCAGUACCGACAUCGACCGCUACGCCAGUCUCGACUUCAAGCGCUGCACCUACAACUGUUUCAACAAUGUCACCAUCCGCAGAAGAAACAAGCACUGAAGAAUUACACCUAGUUGAGAUUGAAGUCAUCCACGACAAUUAUCCUCGGGAAACAUCCUGGACGUUUACAGAAUCGAAUGGUUCCAAUGAAAUUCUUGCAUCCCAAGCAAGGAAUUCUGUGGUCACAAACGGGCACGUUGCAAACGUAGCUCUGCUGGUUUCGUCAGGAGAAUAUCUUUUUGAGAUCAAGGAUUCUGCCUGGGACGGUAUCUGUUGUGCAUGGGGAAAUGGUAGCUACACAGUGAAGGUGGAUGGUACCGUUGUCUCUACAGGAGGUGAAUUUGGAUCCUCAAAGAUUGAAAGUGUCAGUGUCGGCUCCUUGGAACCACCAACCACCGAUUUGACUACCGUAAAGAUUCAAGUGAAGCACGACAACUACGCAAGCGAAACUGGUUGGGAACUGCUAAAUGCAGCAACCAAUGCUGUGUUGGCUAGGCAACUGAAAGGUACCGUUUUUAAUCGCGGGCAAAUCAUUACGAAGACGGUAUUGGUCCCUGCUGGAGACUACACUUUUCAUAUUACGGAUUCCUUCAGCGAUGGCAUUUGCUGCUCCUAUGGCGAAGGCCUUUACGAAGUGACUGUUGGCAACACCGUUGUCGCAAGUGGUGGCGAUUUUGGAGCCGAAAGCUUUGACAGCUUCACGGUAGAUGGUCCUUAGGUUGGUAGAGAAGCAUGCUGUCUGUCUUCUUUUUUGCGCAAACAAUCAAAUGCUGCGAUACUAAGUGUAACCUCUACGUAACGAUUUGUUGCAUUUGUAUUAUCGGUUUGAAUAAGUGUACAGAUGCAUCUUGCUUGCUGUAUGGCAUCGUUCAAAAAGAUCGC